ACAAAGCAUCCCAAUCCACUACAACUCGAGAAAUCAAGACAAGAAGAACAUUUUCAAGUCACCUUAUCAUCCACUCACAAUGAAGCUCUCCAUCGCCGCCGUUUCCUCUUUCAUCGCCGCUACCGUGGCUGCCUCUCUCCCCGAGGCCUUCACUCUCGUCGCUGAUGGUGGCAAGACUGUCCUCACUGAUGGCUCCAACGCCUACGUCGGCGGCAGCACCGACGACAAGAAGAUUCUCGUCCUCCACGGCGGCGGAGAGAGCUCCCAGGGCUCGGCGGUGACCUACACUGCCGACGAUCAGACUCCCACCGGCUGGCAGAACCUGUACGCCAUCACCAACGCCAACAAGCCCAUUGCCUUUACCGUGCCUCACUCCGGUGCCACCCCCGAGGGUGCCAGCAUCAACGGCUGGGGUGUCAAUGACCAGGGCUACUUCACCUUCAACGGCGAGCAGGCCUUCGCUGUCCAGGGCGACGACGGUGCCCAGAAGAUCUACUACCUCGGCGCUGGCGAAGGCCAGUUCCAGAAGACUCCAUUGUACGUCAAGAAGUACUAGAGCAAGGACUGCUAGACAGCUUCGCAACGCGUGAUGGAACAGGAAUGUCCGAUGUGAAUCCUGUAUAUACACUCAUAAUGCAGAAUAUCUAAUCAAAUUAGUCAAGUUGCACCAGCAG
Molecule: messenger RNA, 674 nt
Organism: Aspergillus ruber CBS 135680
Lineage: Eukaryota; Fungi; Ascomycota; Eurotiomycetes; Eurotiales; Aspergillaceae
Exons: 3
Coding region: 80-556 (158 amino acids)
Source: RefSeq, a predicted model, not a curated record